GCACUCAAGUUGACGUUUCCCUCGAACGUUGGACAGACAGCUCGUACACUGGGCUGUGCCUACCAGUGUCUGAUCCGAGUCGUCGUGGUUCCCCAUUUAGCUAGCUAGUAGCUGUGUGUUUUUUUUUACUGAGAAGACGUAGGCUGUACAGAAACAUAUCAGGGUCAUUUUUGUGGGCAGCACUUUUUCUCCCUUCUCCUGGUUUUUCUUUUUGUUUGACAUUUUUUGUUUGUUUAAAUUUUUUUGUUUAAGUUUGGUGAGGAGAAAGAAACUUUGCCAUCACAGAGCUGCAACCUGUUGUUUUGAUGGUCUGGGGUCAGUCUGUACCCACCGACGGACACAAGCCUUUUGGGUCUAACGGAUCACUGGAGGAAACAUGAGCACAGCCAGGCCCAGUGGGAUCAAAGGGCCCAGCAAGAUAGCUAGGCCACCUGGGACAGCAGCCCCCAAGACCAACCCCAGCACAGCGGGAGCUAAAGCUGCUGCGGCCGACAAAUCAGCUGCAAGUGCCAGUGGAGGAGAUGCCGGGGAGAGUGCUGGGGAGAUCUUUCAGAUUGGGGAGCGAGUAUGGGUAAAUGGGAAUAAGCCAGGCUACAUACAGUUUCUGGGAGAGGCACAGUUUGCUCCAGGACAGUGGGCAGGGAUUGUUCUGGAUGAGCCAAUUGGGAAGAAUGAUGGGUCGGUGGCAGGGGUGCGCUACUUCCAGUGUGAAGCCCUGCGAGGAAUUUUUACCCGCCCAUCCAAGUUGUCUCGCACAGAGGGGGAGGCUAACGGAACUGAGACAGCACCCCCCUCCCGUGCUGCAUCACCCACUCCUUCAGUUGGCAGCGUAUCCUCGCAUACACCUGCCACAAAAUCAACAUCACCUACCACUGCAACCAAGAAGGCCUCCUCCACUGCACCAGCUACGCCAGUUACACCAUCCUCCAACCUCCCACGCACAAACAGUGAAUCUGUCUCCAACCUCUCUGAGACUGGGUCAGUCAAGAAGGGGGAAAGGGAGCUGAAGAUGGGUGACAGAGUAUUGGUUGGUGGUACAAAGGCAGGAGUGGUACGUUUCCUCGGAGAAACAGAUUUUGCCAAAGGCGAGUGGUGUGGUGUGGAAUUGGAUGAGCCCUUAGGAAAGAAUGACGGGGCAGUGGCAGGCACAAGAUAUUUUCAGUGCCAACCCAAGUAUGGUUUAUUUGCUCCAGUGCACAAAGUCACACGCAUUGGCUUCCCUUCCACCACGCCAGCCAAAGCAAAAACAACGGUUCGGAAAGUAGUGGCCACACCAUCAGGGCUAAAGCGAAGCCCUAGCGCCUCCUCCAUCAGUACCAUGAGCUCUGUGGCAUCCUCUGUCAGUGCCAAGCCCAGCCGCACAGGCCUGCUAACAGAGACAUCAUCACGGUAUAAUCGUAAGAUUUCAGGCACCACAGCCCUGCAGGAGGCCCUAAAGGAGAAGCAGCAGCACAUUGAGCAGCUAAUGGCUGAGAGGGAUAUGGAGAGAGCUGAAGUUGCCAAGGCCACUGGCCAUGUUGGAGAGAUGGAGCAAGAAAUUGGCCUGCUGAGGGUUGAUCAGGAGCAGAUGGAGGCCAAGAUGGAUCAGUUGCGUGCCUUGGUAGAAGCUGCAGACAAAGACAAAGUGGAGCUGCUGAAUCAGCUGGAGGAGGAGCGUAGGAAGGUGGAGGACCUUCAGUUCCGCGUAGAAGAAGCUUGCAUUACCAAAGGAGACCUGGAGAGUAAUUUUAAUACAGUAGGCUUGGAUUACUCAUUGUCUUCUCAAACGCAGACCAGACUGGAGCAUGCCCACAUUAAGGAGCUUGAACAGAGCCUACUCUUUGAAAAGACCAAAGCUGAGAAACUCCAAAGAGAGUUAGAAGACACUAGGGUUGCUACUGUGUCGGAAAGAUCUCGUAUUAUGGACCUUGAGAGGGACCUUUCACUGCGAACAAGAGAGGUAGCAGACCUGCAGCUGCGUCUUGGGACCCAACAGGGCUCUGAGGACUCAAACUCUACGGUUUCUCCCCUUCUGGAAGAAAUAAACUCUCUGAGAGAUCAGUUGGCUUCCCAAGAAGCUAAGCAGAAAGAAGAGCUGAAAAAGUACAAGGAGAAGCUUGAAGCUCAAGAAAAGACCCAUAGUGAGGCAGCUGCCCAGGUUCAAGCUACAUCUAUAAGGCUCUCUGGUGACAACGAGCAGUUGCAGAUGCGCUUAAGCCAUGCUGAGAAGGAGAAUGCUGACAUUAUUGAACUGUGGCGUUCCAAGUUGGAGUCUGCAAUUGCCUCUCACCAGCAAGCCAUGGAGGAGCUAAAGGUGUCCUCCAGCAAAGGCUCAGGUGCCCAGACAGAACAACUUAUCGAAACCAAAAGUGCUCUAGAGAAGCUGAACAUAGAGCACAAGUUGGCUCUUGAGGAGGCUGGAGCCAAACAUGAGGCUGAUGCUGCAGCUUGGACUCGGGAGAAGCAGGCACUGAAGGCACAGCUGUUGUCUUUGAUUGAGGACAAGGAGCAACUGGAGGAGUCCCUACGGUCCAGUGUUGAAAGAGCAGAGGAGCAGCACCUUGUGGAGAUGGAGGAUGUUCUUGGAAAACUUCAUGCUGCCGAACUUACGGUGAAGGAGCUUGAGGAGAAAGAAGGGAUGUCGGCACAGCAGGCCCAAGACAAGGACCGACAAACCAAAGAACAGAUGUCAGAAAUUGUGGCUCUGCGCAGCCAAGUAGCACAAAGUAACCAGGAGCUUGGGACCCUGAAGAGUCAAUUAGAGAUGAUUCAGAGCCAAGGGAACAACCAGGGUGCCAUGGUUAGUGAAUUGAGCUCACAGUUGGAGGGCCGACAGCAGGAAGUCCUCUCUUUACAGCAGAGUCUGACAACUGUACAGCAGGAGAAGGACAUCCUGGAACAAGAACUUGGAGGCCUGAAACAAAGGUUGGCUGAAAGCACAGAUGAGCAGACUAAAUCAUCAAACACUAUGCAAGAAACACUUGAGAAGCUCAGUAAGAAAAAAGAGCAGUGCACAUCUCUGACCACAGAAUCAGAGUCUCUUAGAAGUCAACUUUCCGGGCUGGAGAGAAAGCUGAAGGCUGCAGAUGAACGGCUUGAGCAGCUUUCAAAGGACAAAUUCAAGCUGGAAAAUGAUAUUUCAGACAUGAUGAAGACAUCCGGUGAUAGUUCAGUACAGCUGACCAAAAUGAAUGAAGAUCUCAUACAGAAAGAAAGGAGGCUUGAGGAGUUACAGAGUCAACUAUCAGAGGAGAAGGAGAAGGCGGUGCACUUGAAUGAACAACUCCAGCAGGAACAGUCCCGCAGAGAGCAGGAGCUGAAAGAGACCAGAGAUACACAUCAGUCUCAAAUAAGUAGCCUUCAGGACAAGAUUGCUAACUUGGAGAAGACUGUUAAACAGGGUGAGACUCUGGUUGAGGAGCUCAAGGCCUCACAGGAGAAAUCCUUGUCUCAGGCUUCAGAGCUCCAUGUGAAGGAACUUGAGGUUCUGCAAUGUCAGGUUGACAAGUGGAAGCAGGAGCUCUCCUCCUCCACGGACAAAACCCAGGAGCUGGAGAAGUUGGUAUCUGAGCUGCAGCCAUACAAGGAACAAGUUCAGUGUCUUUCUGCUGAGCUUGACUCCAACAAGCAUGAUGUUGAACAUUUGUCCAAAAAACUGGAAAAGCAGAGUCUAGAUCUGGAAAAUAUGUGUAAGGAAUGUGAGGAUGUAAAGGCUGAGAAAGGCAAACUGGAGAAACAUCUUUCAGAUGUGCAGACUAAGCUCUCUGCCCUUGAGAUUAGUCACCAAGAACUUUCAGUCCAGAAUGAAGAACUGCGAAUAACCAGAGAUAAGCUUUCAAAACAUCAAGAGGACCUACUUGCCAACAACAAGUGCUCCGAUGAAGAAAGGAUUUCAUUGAGUAAGGAGUUGGAGAAGCUGAAAUAUCUUCUUCAGGAAGUUCAGGCUGAAAACAACAACCUGAAAAAUGCUAAAGGUGAACACCAGGCUCAAAUUGAGGAGCUUCAAAGACAAAAUUCAGAGAAGAAUGACUUGCUCCUAAAGCAUCAGCAGGACAUCCAGCAAAUUGAGGCUAAAAACAAGCAACUACAUGACGAUUAUGAAAAUGUUUGCAAAGAGAAACACCAGCUUGAAGACAACUUCAAUGAAAGCAGGUCAAAGCUCACAUGUGAGAAGGACAAUCUCAUUUUAGAGAGAGAUUCUGCCAGAAAUGCCAAAAAAUCUCUUGAUGCCAAGAAUGCAGAGUUGCAGGCAAAACUUAAGUCAUUGAAAUUAGAAAAAGAAGAUCUUACAAUGAAGAACACCCAGCUGCAGGCCCUCACAGAAACCCUUACUAAUGAGAAGGUGGCGAUGUCUUCUGAAAUCAAUGCUGUCGUUUUGGAGAAAAAGAGCCUUGAGAUGGUGAAGGAGGAGCUCCAGAAUAAACUCAGUGUUACCAAGAAAGAUUUAGAGAGCUCUGUCCGUGAAUGUGAUGAACUUAAAGCCUCCAAAAUGAGCCUGGCCCAAAUGCUGGAAGAGUUCAAAACAAGCAGUCAGGUGACUGAUUCUGAGAGGCUUCACCUUCUGCAGGAGAAAGAAGACUUACUUGCGAUCCAAAGAAAAGUCUGUAAUGAGAAGGAAGAGCUCCUUGGAGAGCUAGAAGAGUUAAAAGAGAAGCUUACAGUCUCAACAGAAAAACUAUCAAAGUCCAAGGAGAAAUUUAAAGAAGCAUUAUCAUCUUUUGAGCAAGAAAAGCAAGCAUUUCGCCUUCAGAAUUCUGAAAUUGAGAUGGCUCUACAUGUUAUACGCAAAGAAAAGAUGAGCCUGGAUUCAGCACUAGAGCAGCAGAAGAUGGAUUAUGAGCGUUUGGCAGGAGAGAAGGGAGAAUUGGAAGAGAAGCACACAAAAACCAUAUCUGAAAAUAAUGCUCUUUCUCUUGAGCGCGAUAAGCUAGCUAGUGAGAUCCGAACAAAUGAGGACCAGUUGGAUAGUUACUCCAGAGCUAAUGACAGCUUUAUUCAAGAUAAGUCUCAUUUAACAGCAAUGCUAGAGGAAACCAAACACCAGAAAGACAAAGUUGAAGCAGAGAUGGCCUCUUUGAAACGAGAAAAGGCUGACCUACAAAAUGAGCUGCAGAAACAUAACUCUGAUAUUGAAAUUCUUGAAAAGGGCAAAACCGAACUUGUUCAAGAGCACAGUAAACUAAAAAUGGAGUUUGAGAAGGCUAAUUCAGAGCUUGUCCAACAGGUUGAUAAUCUUACCAAAGAUUGUCACCGUCUGCAAUUGUUGCAGACUGAAGCUGACAACAAAGCACAUUCCUUGCAGAAAGAGAACCAGGGUCUGCUUCAGGAGAUCCAGGAGUUAAAAUGUCAGACUGAAUCAAUAACAGGGGCCAAGCACCUUCUUGAGACCCAGCUACAGGCAGAGUCCAGUGAUCGGAAUAAAGCGAUAUCUGACAAGGAUGGUCUCUCCAAACAAAUUAAGGAGCUGCAGAAAACGUUGUCAAAAGUUUCACAAGAAAAUAAAGAUAUUUCUUCUAGCCUUACGAAUGCUAAUGAGCAAAAGAAGUCUUUUAUGGUGGAUAUUGAGGCUUUGAAAAUGCAAUUAAUGCAGCGAGAGCAAGAAACUAUUCAGUUGAUAGAAGAUAAAAAACAGCUAUUCUCUAAGCUUGAGGAUAUAGGCAAGCAGAUGACCGUCCUGACCACAGAGAAGGAAGACCUUUUAGCUGGACAGUGUAAACUGGAGCAGAACAUUUCUUCUCUCCACACAAGCCAAGAAAAUUGGCUCACUGAACGGUCAAAACUCCUUGGAGAGAUAGAAAAGUUGCACGCUAGCCAGACCCAACUAGAGGUUGAUGUCCAGGGCCUACAAACCGAUAAAGAACUUUUGGAAAAGCAAUGCAAGAAUGCUGUUGCAGAGGUAUCUGCUUCUGCCGUUGUGAAAGAAGAGAUUUCCUCCAGCAUCUCAAAUCUAACCGCUCAGAAGGAUGCCCUAAAGGUGGAGAGAGAUGAAGCCACCCAGCAAAUCAGGCAGCUGGAGUCCCAACUAAAAAAUGCCAUUUCUAAGCAGCUUGAGGCUUCAGAGGCCUCUGGCAAGACUGCUGAGGCUCUGGAACAGCUGACAAAAGAGAAGGCCAGUUUGAUGCAGGAGAAGAACGAAGCCCAAUCUCUAUUGGAAGAGCUCCGGAGCGCCAAGCAGAAGAUGGAGACACAGCUGAAAACAUUGAAGAAAGAUAAUUCCAAGUACCAGGAAGAUCUGAAUGUAUCCAAAGAGCAGCUUUGCAUAGAAACUCAGAGGACUGAGAGUCUGUGCCAGGAAAAUGAGGAGCUUAAAGAAGUUGUUACUGUGAAGACACAGUCCCUGCAGAUGCUGCAAGAUGAGAACAACAAGCUGACUCGGGAGAUUGAUAACAGUCACAAAGAGCAGAGUGAACUUGUGAAGCUCAAGGAUGAGCACUCAAAACUCAAAAAACAGUUGAAGCAAAGCCUGCCAAAUAAUGCCUUCAGUGAGAGCAGCUUGAAGGAGCAGUUUGAGAAGGAGAAGGCUGCCCUCCAACAGUCCAUCCAUAAAAACAGUGCCUUCAUUUCAGAAAAGGAGCAGCAGGUGGAAAAGCUGAUGAGCGAGCUGAUUGGACUGCGUGGGGAAAGUGCCUCAGUUGAGACACUGCAGGGUACAAUUCAGGCCUUGGAGCGGGACAAGGCUAAUCUACAGGGCCGUGUUCAAAGACUGGAGAAGGACCUGGCUGCAGGGCCUGACACCAACAAGUCCUCAGGUGAUGCAGUUUUGGACCAACUAAGGGAGGAUAAGGAGACUGCAGAGAGUCAGGCAGCGAUUGAGUUCCUGAAUUCAGUCAUCAUUGACCUCCAGAGGAAGAAUGAGGAACUCAAGGACAAACUGGAGAAAAUGGCAGCUGCUGCUCUCAAUGGGAAUAAUCCAAGUGAGCUGGAUAACUAUGACGGACAUGACAAGGAACCCGUGAAGAAGAAGGCUCCUCCUAGGUUGUUCUGUGACAUCUGCGACUGCUUCGACCUCCAUGACACCGAGGACUGUCCCACACAAAUGCAGAUGCCCGACUCCCCUCCACACACCACCUACCACGGCAAUAAGGGCGAAGAACGGUCCUACUGCGAUAUCUGUGAGGUCUUUGGCCACUGGACCGAAUCCUGUAAUGACGACCAGACCUUUUAAGCCUUUUUCCACCCUCGUUCGCACAAUCAGUAUAUUUGCACAUCAUGUUAGAUUACGCCGUGCUUUCAAAGUCUUGGUUUGUAUGUGUGCAUUUCGUGUGCUUGUUUCCGCCAAGCGUCUUUAUUGUCCAUGCCAGUCCAUAAGGGCUUAUAUUGGAGAAUGAUCUCCUCAGAAUCUCUUUCCAAAAAUUCACACAUCCUACACUGUGUGUGUGUGUGUGUGUGGGUUUGUGUGUGUGUGUGUGUGUGUGUGUGUGUGUGUCCUGGGUUUGUGUGUGUGUGUG
This is a messenger RNA of Perca fluviatilis (European perch), 7427 nucleotides long. RefSeq names its product CAP-GLY domain containing linker protein 1a (gene clip1a). Bases 377 to 7144 code for a protein of 2255 amino acids. Gene Ontology annotation, molecular function: microtubule plus-end binding. Gene Ontology annotation, biological process: positive regulation of microtubule polymerization; cytoplasmic microtubule organization. The transcript has 29 exons. The record is from RefSeq and is a predicted model, not a curated record. NCBI's taxonomy places the organism in Eukaryota, Metazoa, Chordata, Actinopteri, Perciformes, Percidae. Gene Ontology annotation, cellular component: cytoplasm; microtubule plus-end; nucleus.